Molecule: messenger RNA, 2267 nt
Organism: Aspergillus melleus
Lineage: Eukaryota; Fungi; Ascomycota; Eurotiomycetes; Eurotiales; Aspergillaceae
Product: WD40 repeat domain-containing protein
Exons: 3
Coding region: 189-1118 (309 amino acids)
Biological process (GO): negative regulation of transcription by RNA polymerase II
Cellular component (GO): transcription repressor complex; nucleus
Molecular function (GO): protein binding
Source: RefSeq, a predicted model, not a curated record
GAAAAGCUUGCGGGAUACGGCGGACUGCAGGAGCUCCCCACGCAGGUUGCCUGAAAUUUCCGUCGUCAUGGCUCCACUUGGCUUUCUUCCCUUCUUCCAUCACCCUUCACUAUUGAGUAUUAACUCCCAUAGUCUUGCUAGAUUCAAUUCAAUUCUGUCCAAUUCACUUCAGCCCAAUUCCUGUCACCAUGCCGCAGUCCUCCAAUGCCGAUGACUUCUUCCAAACCACGGCGGCCCUCGACGAGCAGAAGCGAAGGGACGCCAAGUCUCAAAACACAAAUGGAUCCCCUAUCAAGCUACAGAGUAAAAUCCUGGCCGUUCAGCCUGACCCCGUGAAUCCCGACGCCGUGUUCGUGGCCCAGAGUGGUGGCACCGUGAGGAAGGUUAUACUUGAAACAGGUGAAACGACUGCCAUUUACAAAGGACCCUCGGCGCCCAUCACGAGUCUCUGCUUCAGUCCCGACGGUCGGACUUUGUUUGCUGGCUGCUGGGAUAAAUUGAUUUGGAGCUGGGAUGUGGCUUCGAGGGAGCCUAAGUUAAAAUAUGAGGGCCAUACCGAUUUCGUAAAAUCAGUCGCCAGCGCCCGACUCAACGGUCAAGCCGUUCUCAUUUCCGGAGGAACCGAUGCUCAAAUGCUGGUCUUCGAUAUCGCCACGGGGAAGCGCAUUUCGGUCCUGAAAGGCCACGUCAAGGGAAUCCAGGACCUCCAGGUGGAUCCCGUCUCGCUGGAGGCGGAUGGCCAGGAAUUGAUCGUUUUCAGCGCCGGCAGUGACCGUGAAAUCCGUCAAUUCGAUAUUUCUACCGGAAGUAAAGAUCUCACCGGCACCGAUGCUCUGCUGGCUCACGAUACCAACGUCUACAAACUCUUCUUUGACCGUGAUGGCGAUCUAUGGACUGCGUCGGCGGAUAAGACCACCAAAUGCCUCGUGAGAGAAGAUGGAUGGAAGCCCAAUCUCACACUCACCCACCCCGACUUUGUGCGAGAUGUGGUUGUUUACGAACAGGGCGGGUGGAUCGUCACUGCGUGCAGGGACGAGGAGGUCCGAGUGUGGAAUCGAUCGGUGGGUGAUCAAUUGCUCCCUAAUCCUCAACCUUAUCUCAUGAUCUUGCUAACAUGACCGGGGGUUAGACCGGAAAUCUUCACCACACCUUUUCGGGCCAUUUCGAGGAAGUCACUGGGCUUGCGCUUGUGGGGUCGACGGUGGUCAGCGUCAGUAUCGAUGCCACCAUUCGACAGUGGUCUCUGGAACCCCGGGAUCUUGAGGCUGCGGUGGAAAGGGCUAAGAAGCCCGCGACCGAGGAAGAAGAACAACCACAGAAUUCGGGGUCAAUGCUGACGGAGGAAGAAGAGCGAGAAUUGGCCGAACUGAUGGAAGAGGACUAAUGAAUCUCUCCCUUUCCCAACGGCUCUAGCUACAGUAAUAGAAUAUGUUGUGACAGGCAAGAGACUGGGAUCCCUACGUACAGACUGAAAUUCCAGAGCAAACAAGAGAUUAGGAUCAUGCAGGUCGUCCAGGCUUAAGCUGUCGUCUUACCUUGGGCGUAACAAGAACCGCUGUUCCAGGGCGCAUCGAAACUCCGAUCCCCUCAUGCAACGCAGUGAAUCUCGACUGUAGUGCAAUACGCAGUUGUAAUAUCAACCAGCCCUCGCAGCUGAAGGGUCGUACAGGUUAACAUCCAACAUAGUGACACAGCAGUCAAGCCAUACCCGUAGAGAGCCAUCACACGUCGGACAAGGAACCAACUGGCUCCCCUAUAACUAGUUCUUUAUCAAUUGACCAACAGACCUGACCAACGGACCUCCCUGAAUUUCAGCGAUCCAAUCCUAUCUCGCCCCUACCCUACCCUGUCCUGCCCGGUCAUGUCCCCGACCAAAACCAUCCUCAUCACCGGCUGUUCCGCCCACGGCAUCGGCUCUGCUCUGGCUCUCGCUCUGGCGCAAAAAGGCCACCACGUCUUCGCCACCGCGCGCCAUCCGUCCAAGAUUCCCGUAUCGCUUUCCUCUCUCCCAAACGUGACCACGCUGCAGCUGGACGUGACGUCGACCACGUCUGCUUCGGAAGCCGCCAAGGCAGUCGAGGAUCACGGUGCCGGGCUGGAUAUCCUGGUGAACAAUGCCGGGUCGGGAUAUACGAUGCCACUGCUGGACGCGGACCUGGAGACGGCGCAGCAGGUGUACGAGACAAAUGUUUGGGGCGCGGUUCGUAUUGUCCAGGCGUUCUCGGGCCUGUUGAUCGAGAGGCAAGGGCGGGUGGUGAAUGUGUGUA